Messenger RNA from Xiphias gladius (swordfish), 1716 nucleotides. It is a transcript of the gene mkrn1, whose product is annotated as makorin, ring finger protein, 1. NCBI's taxonomy places the organism in Eukaryota, Metazoa, Chordata, Actinopteri, Istiophoriformes, Xiphiidae. The record is from RefSeq and is a predicted model, not a curated record. Gene Ontology annotation, molecular function: ubiquitin protein ligase activity; metal ion binding. The transcript has 8 exons. Gene Ontology annotation, biological process: protein polyubiquitination. The coding region runs from base 71 to 1366 and encodes 431 amino acids.
ACGCGAAAGAGGCCGAGCUGGAGCGGAGCUGUCCGGAACAUCCGGCUGUAGCUUCUCAACAUAAACAGCUAUGGCGGAGGCAGCAGCAGCGUCUACGGCGGCUUCUGGAGUAAUAGGAGGCUGGACCAAACACGUAACCUGCAGAUAUUUCAUGCACGGACUUUGCAAAGAAGGAGACAACUGUCGAUAUUCCCAUGACCUGACCAACAGCAAACCCGCAGCCAUGAUUUGCAAGUUCUUUCAGAAAGGAAACUGUGUGUUUGGGGACCGUUGCAGGUUUGAACACUGUAAACCGGCAAAAAACGAGGAGCUGCCUGCCCCCCAGAUGCUGCCGCUGUCCUCCGUCUCGCUGGCCGGCCCGUCAGACCCAGAACCCAGUGGGCCAACACCUGGCCCAGGGGCACAAGACUGGGUCAACGCUGCUGAGUUUGUUCCAGGACAGCCAUACUGUGGACGGGCUGAGCAAGCGAAGGUGGAGAGCUCCGUCCCUCUCAUUGAGGAGUUUGACAGUGACGCUGCACUGGACAACAAACAGUUGAGGAAGCAGCUCUGUCCGUAUGCAGCCGUCGGUGAGUGCCGCUACGGAAUCAACUGUGCCUAUCUCCACGGCGACGUGUGUGAUAUGUGUGGCCUUCAGGUGCUCCACCCCACUGACAACAACCAGCGCUCCGAGCACACUAAGGCAUGCAUCGAGGCCCAUGAGAAAGACAUGGAGAUUUCAUUUGCCAUCCAACGCAGCAAGGACAUGAUGUGCGGUGUGUGUAUGGAGGUGGUGUUUGAGAAGGCCAACCCGAGCGAGCGCCGUUUUGGCAUCCUCUCCAACUGCAGCCACUGCUACUGUCUAAAGUGCAUCCGCAAGUGGAGGAGUGCUAAGCAGUUUGAGAGCAAAAUCAUCAAGUCUUGCCCAGAGUGUCGAAUCACAUCCAACUUUGUCAUCCCAAGCGAGUACUGGGUGGAAGAUAAGGAUGACAAGCAGAAGCUCAUCCAGAAAUACAAGGAUGGCAUGGGGAGUAAACCGUGUCGAUACUUUGACGAGGGUCGCGGGACGUGCCCUUUUGGCUCAAACUGCUUCUACAAACAUGCCUUUCCCGACGGACGGCUGGAGGAAGCUCAACCCCAGCGAAGACAGACCGGAUCCAACAGCAGAAACCGGAACGCGAGGCGAACACCGCUGUGGGACAUCUAUGAUGAGCGGGAAAGCACCGAUUCCUUCGACAACGAGGACGAGGAGAUGGUGACAUUUGAGCUGAGCGAGAUGCUCCUCAUGCUGCUCGCCGCAGGAACCGACGACGAGGUGACAGAUUCAGAGGAUGAAUGGGACUUGUUUCACGAGGAGCUGGACGAUUUCUAUGAAAUUUACCUAUAGCAGCCCCACCCACUAACCUCCCCAGUCCCCAUGUAUACUAGAAACUAGAAUGGACUGUCUUGUGUGAGUGAUGGACAGUAGCUUUUCCCCACCCCUUGUAUUGUGGCAGUGCCUUUAAGCAGGCCAUUAAUAAAUGAACUUAAAAAAGAUAAAAUAAAAAAAAAAAAAUAAAAAAUCCAACAAGUCAGUGCGCUCGUGCUAAACAUUUUCUAGACAUCUAUCCUUGUGAGUCUAUCUUGUGCGGUUCAUGUUAAAAGGAAGAAUAUAAAAAUAACAAAAUGAACUCAGUAUAAGAUUCAACAAAAAUUAUAACUUUCUUCAAAUAUUGCUAAUAAAAAUGGUUAAGUUCA